AUGCGAUUCUCAACCCUUCUUCAAGGGACUCUACCUCUGCUGGCCUUUGCCGCAGACGACAACAGCGAUAAUACAGGCUAUGUAAGGCCUGCUAAGCCUGAUGGUUUACCAUCGAUUAAGCCACCCAUCGAUUACAAUGGCGUUAUCGAACAAGGGUUGAUGGAUAACCUCCCGCCUACACCUAGCCAAAUCAAAUUUUUGUCUAGGAAUAAAUUUCCUGAGGACUGCAUGAACCAUGCGAAGGAAAAUAACCGCGGCCCAGACGAGUUUGAGGUCUUCGAAGUCUACUACGAAGAUUGCCAUGCUCCAUGGAUCAUGUGCCGUCUGAAAGACACGCAUGUCAAUGCGACUACCAUGGCUGAGAUGUUCGGAAGAAUGCCGCUUGGUAUGCGGGAGUAUAUCAAGCACGUAAUACUCUGGAAGCCGAAAGAUCUUCCCGGGGCAGCCGCCUGGGAUGCUGGAGAUGUCAUCGCGAUUAGUGAAGACUCUUUCAAGCUUUACGUCUUCGCACACGAGUUGUCUCACUCACUCGAUGCGCAUGUACAGAUACCCGGCAUCACACCACCUGGGCAGGGCCGUCUCAGCCAAACUCGGAGAUGGGCGGAGCAGUUCGCUCUCGACAACGCGACGGUCAGCGACUAUGCCCGAACCCAAUGGCCGGAGAAUUUGGCAGAGGUCGGAAUUAUCGCUCUGUACAAUACGGUCGUCCCCAACGGCGUAGCGAACCUCAGGGACAAUGACCCUAGCGAAUUUUACCACCAGUACGCCACAUAUGAGACGUACUACCGCGAUAUGAUAACCCCUAAGCCCAACCAGAGCUGCACGCAGAGAGUGCCAGAUUCCAAAAUGGUAUACUGGCCCAAUAUAACGUCAGAUGGGUUCCCGGUAGAAGGCCAUACCAGAAAGGUGGGCGUUACACAAAUCCCACCAGGAUCCUUCCACAACGAGACGUUCAUUCAGCCUCACUCAUGCCGGUAG
Molecule: messenger RNA, 978 nt
Organism: Annulohypoxylon maeteangense
Lineage: Eukaryota; Fungi; Ascomycota; Sordariomycetes; Xylariales; Hypoxylaceae
Exons: 3
Coding region: 1-978 (325 amino acids)
Source: RefSeq, a predicted model, not a curated record